Molecule: messenger RNA, 4454 nt
Organism: Pocillopora damicornis (cauliflower coral)
Lineage: Eukaryota; Metazoa; Cnidaria; Anthozoa; Scleractinia; Pocilloporidae
Source: RefSeq, a predicted model, not a curated record
GUUUUCUCGCCGGGAACCUUUGAUUUUGAGCCCUGGUCUGGAUGUUUUUCCAACGAAAUGAGAGAUGACGGAGAAGAUGGGCAGAUAGACUGAUUGGGAAAAGCAGGAGAUAUUUGCUCGGAAAAUGACUAGAAAUGCUCGGCGGGUCUUCUGUUUUACGCCUGGUUGGUUUGUUAUGGUUUUCAUCCACAUGCGCUUUUACACAAGAUAGGACGGCAUACAGAGGCCAGUGGCGAAACUAUUUUCCUGCACGAAAUUCUGGGAGGAAUGCAUUAUACUCCCGAUAUCUUCGGAGGAAUAGUUCGUGGAAUCCGAAGGUGAAUUCGAUGGCAUUUUCCUACAUAAGGUCAAACAAGUGGAGCAAGACAAGGCGGCGACAAGACAUUUAUGACGGCUCAGAUUAUGACUGGGAUGGAUUUCCUGUGGAGGAUACCCCAACAUGGCCCCCUGAUUACAAUUCUUGGCCCCAAACAGUAACUCAAGCACCUUCCCAAGUAGUCGCACCACAGUUACCUCAGCAAGUACCUACCCAGCCUCCUCUUCAAGCACAACAAUUAGGCCCAUAUCGGGUACCCCCCUUAGUUACCAAUCCGAUUGGGGCACCUAAAGUAGUACCCCAGCCAAGGAUAUCGCUCUCAACAACCCAGACACAAUCAGUGGCUCCUCGAAUCAAUUCUUAUAAGGAUUCUAAGCCAUCCGUAAGUAUGGAAGUGCGUGAUGCAUUGAGGGUAUGUAGCCCCGGCCCACCUUUGGGUGUCAAUCCAUUGUUCAGGAACUGUCUCAUCAUUGGGGACUCAAUUUCUCUCGGAUAUCUCACAACGGUAAAAGGUCAACUCAAAGGUUUAUGUCAAGUUCAGCACGCGCCGUUUGCUAAGGGGUCUGGGGCUGUUGACUCCAGAUACGGCUUACAGUGCCUGUCCAUGAUGCUUAGUACCACGUCGCUGGAACCAACCCAUUACGAUGCAGUUGUUUUCAAUUUUGGAAUGCACGACAUCGAUUAUAGCAAGUUGUUUCCAGAGGAAUUCGUCCCACUAGAAGAAUAUGGCCAAAACCUCAGGAAAAUUAAAAAUAUCAUCCUUCAAAGAGGAGCUCAGGUAGCCUUUGCUCUCACAACGCCUGUUCCAAUCGCUGGACGGAGGAACAAAAGAGUCAUUGCGUACAACAAAGAGGCUGUAAGAAUCAUGGAAGAGGGCCCGAGAGUGGAUAUUAUAGAUCUUCAUGCUGCUGUCAUCAAAGUGUGUGGAGAGCCACCUUAUGAUACUUGCAGUAUCAUGAAACAACCUCGGGACGUGCACUUUAAUCCCAAAGGAAGUCACAUCCUUGGAGUCAGAGUUGGUGCUGCUUUUCGGAGCCUUUUAUCUAGAGCGAAACCCCGAGGCCAGCUCUCUCCUCCCAAAGCCCCAGAACUGUCGACGAGAGAAGGGCUAGCAAGUGCUUAUCUGCAUGAUGAUACUUCGUUUUGCCCGGAUAUGGUGACCAGAUGCCCGGCACGGACCACGUGUUGCGAGGACCUGCUCUCCUUGACUGGUUACGGAUGUUGUAUGGCGCCUGAUGCAGCACGUUGCCCAGAUAGUUGGCAUUGUUGCCCCAGGGGAUCCCAUUGCUCCACUAGUUGUAACUUCAGAUCGUGCAGAUGUAUUUUUCCCUUUGCGCAUCCUCUCUCGGGAAAACUAACAAAGGAAGGAGCGAGGAUCAAUGUGGAAUCAAAGUCUGAAUCGGGUAUACAUCCUGCAGGCAGUGAAGGCACGGCCCAGAAAGUAAAGGCGAAAAACUUGAUGUCUAUGGAAAGAAAGGGGAAGGAAAAUAAACUUAAAGCGAACCUUGAUAACAAUCAAACAAAACUGCAUAAAAAGGGUGAAGGAAAGUCCGAACACAUAGUUAAGCCGAAAGAGAGUAAAACUGAACGACUAAAGCAAAGGCGAAAGGAUAAGGCACGAAAAAAGACGAAGAAAAAUACAUCGAAACCACAUGAAAAUCGCUUGAGCGCCCACAAACUUAAGAAAUCAAGGAAGGUAAAAACAAUCCAGAAGAUUAGCAAAAAAGUUGUCAAGGCCCACCGAAAACAUCAAAAGACAAGAUUCCACCACAAAAAGAAACAACACUGGAUAAACGUAUUUCAGUAUGGAUUUGGCGCAUUGAAGAAGCACGAGCCUCACAUUACGUUUUCUCACACUUGGGGGAAACGAAAGCAUCAAAAAUUGUCAUUUAAAUCAAACAGACAUAACCACAAAAGGCCAAGAAUAGAUAUCUCAAUGACAGAAGAACUGAAGCAUCUCAUAGUUAAUCAUCGAAAGGAGAAGCUUCGUGCGAGAUUGAGGCUCCAUAGUGAUGCUUCUGAUAAAUAUUCGCAUGGAAGUGAAAAAAAUCGCCACAUUCAAAGGACUAAGUCAAAAAAAUUAAAGAGAUGGAGAGGAAAAAAAUUUAACCGAGUUAAAAUAAGGAGGAUUUUCACUCAGCCUAAGGCAAAGUAUCAUGAGAAACAUCGACACCAUGCAAGGACGCCUAUUUUACGUCAUAAGCUGAAAAAAGAUGGGAAACUCAGAAACUUUGCUAAACAAAAUGCCGAAGGUAACUCAAGGGACGGUCUCUUGAAGGGUACAUUACAUUCCCGCGAAUGGAAUACGUUGAAUGUUAAUCACUUGGACGAGAACACAUCUGCUCAUGGGGCCACAAGUUUCUCAGAAAGCGGAAAAUCAAAUGAUUCUAGGAUUUUAAUUCAAAAUGCUACGUUCAAAGAAAAAAUUCCCUUAGGAAGCUAUGGAGAAGAACAGGAUAUCAAACUAAAUUUGACUAACAAUAUAUGUAAUUCAAGUAGUGCUCAUGAAUCUGCAAGUAUAAAUGAAAAUGAACAUAACUAUUCAUUGAAUGUGCCACCUACCCAUAUCGCUCCUCAAUCUGACGAAGAUCCUCAAGGCUUUUCAGCAAUGCGCCUUCCAAAUGUGACCACCAACUGUACUGGAAAAAUCCCGGAUAAAGGAAAACCGAUACGAAAUUCAUUAACAAUAUUUAAAGCAUACCCAAAGCACAGUAGUAUUGAAGGAAGCGGACAAGAUGGUGACAGAGUGAGAGGCAGUGGGGACGUUGCAAAUAACGCAACAUCAAAUGAAGGACACUCGAAUAAAAGUAGUGUAAAGUACACCGCAAAUACGAGAAACGGCGGUGCUUUUUUAACGUCAGGUACGGGUAACAAAGUGUGGAUAGAUUCAAUCUCAGGUUUCGGUGCAAAUGGACUAGAGGCAGAUGGAUCUUUUCUUGGCUCCUCGAGUGGCUUAGAGGAAUCCAUUCCGAAUGGCGGUGACUUUGAUAGACCGGAGUUUGAUGCGUAUGGUGAAAGCUCAGGAGAUGAUCCGGAGAAAGUUAUAGCUGACGGCGGACUGCAACGGGCAGACGGAAUCAAAAGUUCUGAUAAAGCAAGUUCAUUUGGGAGCAAUUGGAACACGCCCAUUAUUUUAAGUGGCUCCAGUAAUGGGAACACUGUUGAAAACGGAGGACGUCGUGAAUUUGGAGGAGAAGCCGAAUAUGGCAUAGAAAGGGAUGUUGACAAGGUAAUAACCUUUUCUGGUGACAAGGAAGCUACUUAUUCCGGAAGUGCUUUUUAUAGUGGAACAAAUUCGUUUAACCAAAAUAAUAAAGCAAUGGCGAAUGAACAAGCCAUUAAACAAGACGGCGAGGAUUUCUUUUCAACAUCUACCAAAUAUGUUUUCCCUCAGACGACAGAAAAUGAUUGGUCCUCAGGAGAAGCUUUCAGUGGAUCUGAGCCAAGUAGUAGCCAUCAGUCUGGUACGUCCGGAUGGGAAAGCAGUGGCGAGGAUAGCUCUUACUCAGGACAUCGCCCUGUUGUUACCCGCGGAAUCUCGAGUGUCUCUGUCUCUGCACACCAAAGCGAGGUCGAUUUUGAUGGGAAAUACGAUGCCAGUGGGGUGGCCAAUGAGGAAGAAGUUACUCGGGGUAAGAAAAGUGAUAUCGGUGGUGCAGUGAAAAAUAAUCAAAAGAGCCUCGUUAAGACUGUGAGAGCAAAUCAUGAGACAAAUAGAAGUCGUACGUCAUGGAAAGAUGAGGAUCUUCAACAGCUGUUGUAUUGGUUGUCUACUAGUGAUGACGACAGCCAUUUUAAACAAACGCCAUCUUCAACAAAUCUGGGGCCUUUGCACUACGUUAAUCAAACAGAGUCUAGAUAUUCACAUAUGCGAAGACUUCAUGAAAUGCUGUUGCAAAAGGUUUUCCCAGAUUUCUCCAAAGGGAACGAGCAGCCGAACCUGGAAGAAAGUGAAGGUGAAGAAGAAGUAAACGUGAAGUGAAGAAUCUUCUCGUAAAGAAGUUUCAUUAAACCUUCGAGUGACAGCGUCGCGAAAGCCGAUCGUACUUUAAAGUUGUUCUAUCAGAGUUUCACAUUAAAGGUAAAAGUGAAUCAUUUAAGUAGUUCAACGGUUUGAAAGACGAAGAACGUGGGAAGU